Messenger RNA from Linum trigynum, 3414 nucleotides. NCBI's taxonomy places the organism in Eukaryota, Viridiplantae, Streptophyta, Magnoliopsida, Malpighiales, Linaceae. The record is from the annotation of a GenBank genome assembly.
CUGCAUUAGUUCUAAACGUGUGAGAGUUUGACCUACUAAUAUCUGCAAAUAAUUUAUCAAAGUUGUUGAUUAUCACUCUGAUCCAUUCUAUAUGAAAUAGCUAAACCGUGCAUUAGAGAUCUAACUACAAAUGGACUCAUCAAUAACACCUCUCAACUCAAUUAGGUCAUAACUCGAAGUUUUCUUAUGAACAAGCAUUGUAAAUUUUAACUCAAAAUUUGAACAAUCUAUGUAAAUAGAACAAUCAUCAUUCAUUCAAUUCAACCAAACCAGUUGUAAUUACUAAAUGAUCAAUACAAUUUGAGUCCAAUUCUCCUUCAAUCAUGACAAACUACCUUAACCCUUUUACUUAUACCCACGAAAUCAUCAAGAUCGAGUGCUUUCAUUAAAUUAUUCCAAUAAUUAACAUCAUCUUGACAACUAAGAAGAAUAGAAAAGAGGAAACACAUUGUUGAUGGUAGUGAUGAUGAGCAAUUGAGCAUAGCUCAAUGCCUAUUGGUUAUGCACACCUUUUCCUUUCCUUCCCCCAAACCCAAUUGUUUUAAUAUAUAGUUCCCAAUCAUUUGUCUUCCCCUCCCAGAACAGCAAUAUCCUUCCAUUAUAUCAGUUUAUUUUGUCUUUGGGGAUAAUGAACAUGAACUGGCACCAAGCAAGCAUCUUUGCUUGGAUUAUAAGUAACCUUCCCAGCUAUAAAGCAUCCCUUCUCCUUCUACUUUUGAUUCUCCAUUUCUCUCUCUCUCCCCCUAUCUCUCUCAGUUCUUGAACUAGUCAUCCUCUUGGGGGCAAAAGGAAGAAUCAAAAACAACAUGGGAAGGCAGCCUUGUUGUGACAAAGUUGGAUUGAAAAGAGGGCCAUGGACCAUCGAGGAAGACCACAAGCUCAUGAACUUCAUCAUCAACAAUGGCAUCCAUUGCUGGAGAAUGGUCCCUAAGCUUGCAGGUUUGCUUAGGUGUGGGAAGAGUUGUAGGUUGAGAUGGAUCAAUUACCUUAGGCCUGAUCUCAAGAGAGGCGCUUUCACUGAGGCAGAGGAAAAUCAACUCAUCCAACUCCAUUCGCGGCUUGGGAACAGGUGGUCAAAAAUUGCCUCACAUUUUCCUGGGAGGACAGACAACGAGAUAAAAAACCAUUGGAACACGAGGAUCAAGAAGAAGCUCAAGAUGGCUGGAGUAGACCCUGCCACCCACCAACAAAUUGAUCUUGAUCAAGAAAAUGGAGUUCAUAAGGAUGGUGAUAACAAGAUUGGCACAACCUUAAUGGAGGAACAUGAUAACCAACAAGUGGAAGAGAAUGAGCACGAGUUUCCGACAAAAUUAAAUGAAACGACUACAAUUGACGAUCACAAUCUUUUGAAGAACUAUGAAGUGUUGAUGACUGGAGGAGGAAACUUGGAGUUGGAAGGAGCAUGGAGCACUAGUAAUAAUCAAAGCAACACAACUAGUACUAACUCUGAUCAAGGCACCUCAUCAUCGUCGAUCGAGGAAUCGAAUGGUAGUUACCACUACAACCACAUGAAUCCUUCCAGGAAUUAUGACUUGAAUGAUCAUCAUCAAUCAGCAGGUUCAAAGGCUCAAUUAGGUGAGGAUGGUGAUGAUUAUGGGUCAUUGAAGCAAUGGGUUGAUAGUAUGGACUCAAUGUUCUCAUGGGAUGGUUUCAUGAACACCACCACUACUACUUCUACUACUCUAGAUGAUGAGUUCUUCUUCCAGCUGGAAAAUGGACUCUACUAUAAUAAAAACACCAAAUGAUGAUGAUGAUGAUGAUUUCACUUGGAUCAGUUAUUAAAUUUCUUCAUGAUCAAAUCCCCACAAAUUUUUUUUAUAAAUCGAGAGAUAAGCACAUCAUUAAUUAUAUAUAUAAGUGUGAUUAUUCAGUUAUCUGAGGCUAUUUUUAUGUACACUACUACUUCUUUGUUUGUGUUCGAAUUCCUUUCUUGUAAUGUUUUGUUCUUAAUUUCACCAUCAUCUGCUAGCUAGGCUUGACCAUAAUAGUGUACAUGUCAAUUUUCAGGGUCACUAAUUAAAUAGUGAAUUUAUGUGUUAUUAUUUCUUAACUGUGAGUGUCAUUGCUUUCAUGCUUUCAUCACCAUAAAUCAACCUUACUUUGUUGUCCUGAAAAUGAUUCAGAAUCUUUCUUUAAGGUUUUUUCUUUUUGGUCGAAGAGACUAAAUAUGAUCAAAUUCAACUAGUGUUACUACUUUUGUUUAUGUCAACUAGGUGCAACAGUGUUACUGUUAAUUACAACAUAAGAGUAGUAUUUCAUUUAGUCAAUCACUCAUCUUCUCUAUGUAUAAUUUAUGAUAUUUAGAGAGAAAGAUUAAAGGAGGGUAAUGAGGCAGGAUAGACCUACGAGAACAUAUAUAGUAAUAGGAGUUGGGCAAAAAUUGAGAGAAUUAGAGGGCUUCUAUAGAGGAUUCUAACGAGACUUAGAAUUCUUGUCAUUUGAUAAUCUUCGCAAAUAAUUACCAAAAUACGAUAUAAACUUCAACAUAAAUAUUCCUCAAUCGAUGCAACAUAUAUAGGAAAAAUAUCAGUUGAUAAGGUGCCAAAUUUUUACUAAGUGGAAAGUUAAUGUUACAAUAUUUCCAUCAUUAGACUAGUCACAUACUCAUAUAUGAUUUCAAUUAAGAUUAUGUGUAUAUCAUGUAGAUGUAGUUAAACACCAUACAAACUAUUAUUCCAGCUUAAUCAACUCGACGUAUUGCAGGAAGGUAACUCUAGAAAUCGUCAUCAGCUUAAAGGUUAACAAUAUGUGUAUUAUAUAAAAGGUUAACAAUAAUUAAUAACUCAAGAUGUUAUGUAGAAAAGUUCAAACGGAACGGGUGUCAAUUGAGCUGGAGGGGAUGGAAGUCGUUCACCGGACAAAGUCUAGCUAGAUUGCUGGAGGAAUCCAGCUUAUAGUAGUGGCAAACCUCUCAUAUUCCCAUGAACAUUGUCUCGAGCCUGCAGGCAAAGAGUAAUUAGUGCUCGGUCGUAGCUAGGUUAAUUACUUUGAUUAAUUCUUCUCCUCUUUGUGCUUUUUGGAUCGACAAAUUUGAUUAAGUGAACAAAGCACAUUUAUUAAACAGUAGUUAUAAUUAGUACGUCGUGCAAUCCACAGCAGUAUAUAUAUGCAUAGGGCUGAUCCGUACUGGCACAUGCAUGCAUCUAUAUCUCUAUAUAGGGCGCCGUUUAAUUACUAGUCAAGGGAAUCCAACACGUAGCCCCUCUAAAUCAUCAGGUUGUAUACAUGGCUAAAUCGUUUCUUAAUCAUGAUCAUAUCAUCCUCAACAUUUUGUUGAUUGUUCUGCGAGUUAUUCGCUACAUUAGAAAUAUUGAAUGAUAAUCCCGAAUUUUAUCGAAGAGGAUCUCAACGUGAAGUGAAGGCUGUUCGUAUAUGUGAAUAUCUAGCACAUUCAAGUAAAAUUACAGGUUGAUU